AUGGUUGGAGGGAGCACCGAGGAUGGAGGAGGAGGUGUUGAUGAUCAUGAACUAGAAACAUUUCAAAUGAUUGGAAAACAGAUUUUGAAAAAACUGAAGGGGUCACCAUUGGCAGCAAGAGUAGUUGGUGCACGACUACGCAAAAAUUUGAAAGCUACAUUUUGGAGAAGAGUUGGAGACCAGGAUAUGUUGCCUGAUACCAUGGGAGCUCUUUGGUGGAGCUACCAGCACCUUGAUGGGCAGGAUGAGUGGUUUACCAUGCACGAUUUGCUGCAUGAAUUGGUCGUGAUGGUUUCUGGAAAUGAUUGCUUUCGAAUUGAAGGUAGUGAGAUGAAAGAAUUCCCUCCCGACGUCCGCCAUCUGUAUGUCCGCUCAAAAGAUCAGGUCAAGUUUACAGAGCAGAUUUGCAAAUUGCAAAAACUGCGCAUACUGAUAUUCAUUACCAAUAUUGGUGGACAGGGGAUAUCAGUAGAAGAACUUGAGGGCAUUCUGGAGAAUUUAACGAAGUUGCGUGUGCUGCAGAUCCUAGAGCUCUGGGGUUCAGGUGUUCUUGAAUUCUCCAAUCUGAAAUCGCUUCGAGGACUGAGUGACUUCAAAGUGAGAAAGGAGAAAGGAUACGAACUGCAGCAGCUCAAGGGCAUGAAUCGCCUUAGUGGCAGCCUGAGAAUCAGUGGUCUUGACUGCGUAGAAAGCAAGGAGGUAGCCCUAGAAGCCAGGCUAUCUGACAAGACAGACCUCACAGCUUUGUCACUUGAGUGGUCAGGCUCUAGUGGUCCGGGGCAGCAUACUUUGUCUCCUGACCUGCAAGUGGAGAUUCUCGAGGGCCUCUGCCCACCGUCACAGCUCGCAGAGCUUCGUGUAUGGGGCUACGGUGGAUGGAAAUGCCCAAGUUGGCUGUCACAGAGUCAGAACAUCAGCCUGCAGUAUUUUGAAUUGUGCCGAUGUUACAACCUGAAAGCUCUUCCACAAAUAGGCGACCUUUUCAUUCACCUUGGCCACCUUAAACUCGUUAGCCUUCCAAAGCUAGAAAAGUUGCCAAGACUUCCGAACAGCCUCAAGACUUUGGACAUUGUGCGCUGUGAGGCCCUGGUUCUUACAUGUGGGGCAGAUGUGGACAUGAUAAGGUCACGGUUUAUCGAGCGAACAUCUCAGAUGGAGCCAUCCUUGAAUGUUAGAGCAACACAUGCUGAGGAGAUAGACAAGUUUGCUGAUGAGCAGCCUGUGAGACACUGUACUGCACACCUCCUUAAGAGCCUCUACAUCCCUAUUUAG
This is a messenger RNA of Miscanthus lutarioriparius, 1272 nucleotides long. The record is from the annotation of a GenBank genome assembly. NCBI's taxonomy places the organism in Eukaryota, Viridiplantae, Streptophyta, Magnoliopsida, Poales, Poaceae.